Dentiscutata erythropus is the source of this 643-nucleotide messenger RNA. Lineage: Eukaryota; Fungi; Glomeromycota; Glomeromycetes; Diversisporales; Gigasporaceae. The record is from the annotation of a GenBank genome assembly.
GCAACCUCGAUACCUUGGCGUUACUCAGCCGGCUUCUUUAAGCUACCCAACUCCUAGAGAGAUUAAUAUCUCGGAUUUACUAAUCCAGGAACUCUUAAUACAAGGAACGUUUGAGAGUAAAGAAGAGACCAGGCGACGUGAAGUCAUUCUAGACAAAUUCGACAAACUUGUAAAAGUGCUUAUUUUCAAUAUAAGUCGGGAAAAAAGACUUUCUGAAAUCGAUGCUAAAGAGGCAGGGGGUAAAAUUUUCACUUUCGGAUCAUACAAGUUAGGAGUUUAUGGAACUGGUGCUGAUAUCGAUAUACUCUGCGUUGCCCCUAGACAUAUAACUCGGAAUGAUUUCUUUUACUAUAUGCAUAAUACACUAAAUAAUUUUAUUGAAGUAAGCGAACUGACUAGCGUUAUCGAUGCCUACGUUCCAGUUAUAAAAUUAAAAUUUCAAAAUAUUCCGGUUAAGCUUGCUAAAAUUCCUUAUGAACUUGAUAUCACAGAUAAUUCUCUUUUAAAAAACUUGGAUGAAAUGUGCAUCAGAAGCAUGAAUGGAUCGCGUGAUGCUUAUGAAAUAUUACGUCUUGUUCCAAGUCUACCAGCUUUCCGUACAUCUUUGAGAUGCAUAAAAUUUUGGGCAAAGAGUAAUUUUUAG